This is a messenger RNA of Grosmannia clavigera kw1407, 2133 nucleotides long. Its product is annotated as ring finger domain containing protein. Lineage: Eukaryota; Fungi; Ascomycota; Sordariomycetes; Ophiostomatales; Ophiostomataceae. Gene Ontology annotation, biological process: positive regulation of transcription by RNA polymerase II. The transcript has a single exon. Gene Ontology annotation, molecular function: metal ion binding; transcription cis-regulatory region binding. The coding region runs from base 1 to 2133 and encodes 710 amino acids. The record is from RefSeq and is a predicted model, not a curated record.
AUGAGCCUGCUACCUUUGGGCGUGGGCAAGGCCGUCUCGUCUCCUCCGGUGGGACCGUCUGUGGCGAUCGUGUCGUCAUCAUCGGCAUCGUCAGCGAGCUUCGAUUCUAGCAGCCGGCGAACGGCAGCACAGUCGAACGCAGCAGCAGCGGCGAGCACGGCAGGCAGCACAGUGGCAACGCCACGCAAGGGCCAGGGCGCACGAAAACAGCACCGCAACACGAACAAGGCGUACCGACGGCCAGACGACGACGACGCGAUGGCCGAGGCGCGAGCGCUGCGCAACUCAUCGAGCCGGCGAGGCCAGACGUCGAUUACGCAUCUGCUCAACUACGCGGCACCGUCACGGGCGUAUCUCGAGCGAGCACACGACUACCGGUCAAGCCAGUCGUACCGCGGCCAUCACGGACACUACAGCCACCACGGACACCACAGCACGGCCGUGGACAAGGCGCGGUUCGUGCACGCCAACUACCGGUUUGUGGUGUCGCCGACAGGCGACUACACGCGACAGGCAGCCGAUGCGGACGAGCAUGUCGAGUGGGCCGACGUGUUGCAGGUGCUGGCGUCGACUGAGUCGCAGGCGUCGGCCUGUCCGAUCUGCCUGUCGGAACCAGUGGCGCCGCGCAUGGCCAAGUGCGGCCACAUCUUCUGUCUGGCGUGUCUGAUCCGCUUCAUGCACGCCAGCACCGAUGCGGAUGAGCCAGGGCGUGGUGGUGUGCGGCCAGCGAACAGCAGCACGACGGAGCGGCGAGGGGCCAAGUGGAAAAAGUGUCCGAUCUGCGAGGACAGCAUCUACCUGGCAGAGGUGCGGCCGGUGCGGUUUUAUGCCGGACAAGAGUGCGCGCUGCCGCGGCCAGGUGACGAUGUGGUGCUGCGGCUGAUUAUGCGGCACGCCAGCUCGACGGUGGCACUUCCGCGUGAAGGCAGCAGCGGCAGCGGGAUCCCGUGGCACUUUGCGGCGAACGUGCUGGACUACGCCCGGAUCAUGAAGGGGACAGGCGACUACAUGGUGGAGCAGUAUGAGCGGGAGCUGGAAGAGCUGGAACGACAGGAACGCGAGGACGAGCUGCUCUUCCACGAGGACGGCGAGUGGUCACAGAGGGCAGCGCGAGCGGUGCGGACGGCGAGAGAGACGAUGUUGCAGGAGGAGAGCAGCAGCCGGACUGCGGUCGAGAAAGCGCAGGAGCCGGCGUUGCGGUCGGACGAACAGCAGUCGCAGCAAGAGGACUUUUUCUUCUACAUGGCACCGCCACACCUCUACCUCUCGCCGCUGGACAUCCGCAUUCUCAAGACCAAGUACGGAGCCUUUUCGAGCUUCCCGUCGACGCUGCUGCCACGGGUUGAGCACCUGUCGCUGGGACACACGGUGGACGAUGCGAUGCGUCGCCGCGCCAAGUACCUGGGCCACCUGCCGGCCGGCUGCGUCGUGUCCUUUCUCGAGUGCGACUGGACCGACAUUGUGCCGGCCGAGACGCUGGCAGGUUUUGCCGGCGACAUUGAGCGACGCCGCAAGCGGAACCGCGACAAAGCUGCCCAGGAGGAGCGCGAGCGGCUGCAGGCCGAGCGGCUGGAGCUGGCGGCCGCCCGGAGCACACGACGACUGGGAGCGGGUGGUGGUGGUGGUCGCAGCAGCGGUGGACGUGAUCUGGACAGUACUUUCGGUGCCGACUUGGUGGAUGUGGUCGACAUGAGCGAUUUCCUGCCUCUGGGCGGUAGUGGUGGCGAGAACGUGUCGACGUCUUCGUCGCCACCGAAUCCGCGACCAGGCUUUGGCCACCUGGCCGAUCUGUCGACGAGCCCGACGACCGUCUGGGGCACGCGGAUUGUGGCAUCGUCGCCGCAUCUGGGACCAGCCGCCCAGUCGAGCCAGGGCCGUCUGGCCGAUGUCGAUGACGGCUGGCUGCGAGACGAGCAGCUGCUGGCGGCUGGCGACCUGACAGACGCCGACGUCGCCGCCCAGAUGGCAGCCCUCGGCCUGGAAGGCGGCAGCGGCAGCAGCAGCAGUGCUGUCGGGGCGGCAGAGCGUGCUGCAGGCUCUGUCAAUACAGCCUCUGCAGAAUUGGCAAAACCGAAGAAGAAAAAGAAGCAGAAGAUCACGCUGAUGAGCACAGGCAGCCGUCGCGGGCUCUGA